AUGGCUACCAUCGUCGACGAGUAUCUGGACACCCAGAUGGACACUGACGAUGUCUUCCCUUGCAAAGGGUGCGGCGAGAUUCUCGAAGAAGGGAAAGCCUUUGAACUGGCUGGCAACCGGUGGCACCUUGACUGUUUCCGUUGCAACACUUGCGGCACCCUCCUCGACUCAGACGCAAACCUGCUCCUCCUCGGUGACGGCUCUCUCAUCUGCAACAACUGCACCUACAGUUGCAGCGCCUGUGGCAACAAAAUCGAAGAUCUCGCCAUCCUCACCGGGGACCAAGCUUUCUGCGCCACCUGCUUCCGAUGCCGAAACUGUAAACGCAAGAUCGAGAACCUGCGAUACGCGAGGACAUCGCAGGGCAUCUUCUGCAUGGGGUGCCAUGAGACACUAAUGGCCAGGCGCAGGAAAAAAUCCAAGGCGGCCGCCGCCGCCAAGGCUCGCGAGAAAGAGAACUCGCCUGCCAUGACCGAAAAGUCCCUGCCCGCGCUGCCGCCCAACGCGAUCCCCAACAACGCCUUCUCCAACGAUCGUGUCGACCCCGACUCUGACACCCCGACCGAGCUCUCCCCGCGACCCCGCCCGGGCCACAGAUACGACGAGUCGUUAUCCCGAGGCAGCUCCCGGCCUGCCCGUUCUCCGGAGCGCGAGGCGGCCGCCAAGUCCGAGGGCCUCAGCCUCCCGGCGACCACAUACCGAAAGAACCGCAACUCGGGCAUGUAUGCCACUGUAGAUCCCUCAGAGUCGCCCGACAGCUUCUUCAUCCCUAUCGGUGUUGAUCCAAGCCCUGGCCCGUACAGUGGAACCCCCCGGUCGACGUCGGACAGCGCUGGCGCGAAAAAGGACAAGGACUACUUCGGCGUGCCCAAGUCAUCGUCUGGUUCGUCGGAGAAGCGCAGCGACUCCCACGCAUCCACGCCGCACAUUGCCUUCCAGGAGAAGGGUCGGCAGCACUCGUCUGACCACGAUGUCACGCAAGCCAAGUCACAGCCGCGAAAUCAGUCCAAGGGUUCGGACCAGGACCAGAGUAAGACGUCUCCAUCAGGGAACGAGUUCCAACUCCAGGAUGCCCCCAGGACAAAGAGCCUCGCGUCGCGAAGCAAUAGCUCCAACUCUGUGCCCCAAGACGGCGCGUCUGGCAAGUCGGCUAAUGGCAUCUCCCGCAAAGACGGACUGUCCAACUUGUCGGAGUCAAGAAAGACAAACGACAACAUGCCACCACCUCGUCCUUCCCAGGAGUCCAAGUGGCAGGAGGACGACGAGAACAGCUCGCACGAUGUCAGCAUAAAGGGCACACCACGAACCGACAGCUCCAAGUCGAUUCCGCGUAAAGAGGUCGCCUCAAAUGCCUCCAGGAACGCAAACGGCAAGCCGGCCACCCAGGGCAGGCCCCCGGCGCCGGGCAAUAAAGCUGGAACCACCGACACGUACAUGCACCCACGCGCGGCACCUGCGCCGCCAGGUAUCCAGGGCCAUGCCACGAAGGAGUCCAUCAGCUCCAAUUACGAGCCGGCGUCUCCCAAGCACUCGCCCAAGCUACCUAGGUGGAGCAGCGGGGGGGAUUUCAGCAUGGAUGAGGACAUGGCUAGGAUCCUGGGAACUGACGAAGGUUCAUCCUCCAUUCUGCGCAGAGUCUCGAACGUUGUUCGUCACGGCCGCACCGGUAGCAUCGAGUCCGGCUACCAUCCGCACAGAUCGAGCCACACGCGUAGCAUCAGCGAGACUACACGGGCAACGGUCUCUCCCAGGUGGCCCAAGACGCCCGCGGGCGACGACCACAACGGCCAUCCUGACAUCAGCAGCCCCGUCUCUCUCGCCACUGCCGACGACCCCCACCUGCUCAAACGCCAGCUUAGGAACUCGGAGCAGAGGGUUGCCGAGCUGGAGCGACAGUUCACCACCGAGAAGGAUCUUCAGAAUCUGAACAAGAAGCUCAUUGAGAAGAGGAAGACGGUCUCCGUCCUCGACACCCAGACUGAGAUUAUGAUUCGCCAGCUGGAAGUAUUGGCCGGCUACGUCGAGCGGGCAAAGGAGACCAAGACACCCGUCGACCCCCGUGAUCUGGAGGAUUCUGCCAUCAAGGAGUUCGUGCAGAAGCUCGACAAGGUCAAAAUGGCCAUGUCAGCAUCCAUCGAGCAGCUUCACGAGGAGCGGGACUUGUUGAUCGCGGAGAAGAACCAAGCCAUGUCUGACCGGGACCGCGCCCUCAUGGAAUUCGAGCAGCUUUCGUCAAAGAACGCACAGCUGGCCGACAUGAAUAACGAUCUUACCCAUCAGAUUCAGGAGCGAUUCAAGUCCCAGAUUGGCGGCGAGUUGAAGCCCCCCAACGGUCUCGGAAUCUACGGUUCUAAGGGCGGCGCCGGCUCGUCUCUGAACCUUGAUGCUUCUAGCAUGACUACGGGAGCCACGCUGGUGGCCGACGAGGAGCCUAUUGUUGAAAGCGGCCCCACGGUGGUGCAGGUUCGCAAGGGCCAAGUCAAGAAGUUCAACUGGAAGAAGGGCUCCAAGACCAUGGCUCAGAAUGUCGCCAAGGGUGUGAACAGGGCCGUGGUCGCGUUCCAGCAGAAUGACCGCGAAAGGAUGCAGCAUGGCGGGCUGGCUGGAGACAACAUUGGCUUGCCGUACAACAUGACAGUCUCGCAGGUGGAAUCUCCCGCCCAAGUUGGACCGAAUAGCCAGAACAGGCAGCAGCUCGAUCCUUCACGACAAGGGUUUGGCUUCUUCGGAAAGAAGAAUGCCAUGCCCAAGUCCGCGUCGGCCAGCGCCGUUGCAGUGCCCGCCGCCGCGGAGCCUGCUUCGACCCUGUUCGGCUCUGAGCUUGGUGAGCGAGUCGAGUACGAACGCCGCCAGAUUCCCACCGUCGUCUCACGAUGCAUCGAGGAGGUCGAGCUCAGAGGCAUGGAUCAGGAAGGCAUCUACCGCAAGACAGGCGGAAAUUCGCAGGUCAACAUGAUCAAGGAUGGCUUCGACAAGAAUGACAAUUUCGACAUCUCCGACCCCGACCUUGACAUCACCGCCGUCACGAGCGUUUUGAAGCAGUACUUCCGCAAGCUGCCCACACCGCUGCUCACCUUUGAUGUAUAUGAGCGUAUUCUGGAGUCCAACGCAAUUGCCGACGAGACCGAACGGUGUGAUCAUUUGCGAAAGACAUUUGCUUCGAUGCCGCAGAGUCACAAGGACUGCCUCGAGUUCUUGAUGUUCCAUCUAUCUCGUGUGGCUCAGCGCGAACCCGAGAACUUGAUGUCGCCGAAGAACCUGGCCGUCGUCUUCGCGCCUACCAUUAUGCGAGACCUCAGCAUCGAGCGAGAGAUGACGGACAUGCACGCGAAGAACAUUGCCGUGCAAUUUGUCAUUGAGAACAGUCACAGAAUCUUCGACGACUCGUAA
Messenger RNA from Purpureocillium lilacinum, 3390 nucleotides. RefSeq names its product Rho-type gtpase-activating protein. Gene Ontology annotation, biological process: signal transduction; regulation of GTPase activity. Lineage: Eukaryota; Fungi; Ascomycota; Sordariomycetes; Hypocreales; Ophiocordycipitaceae. The record is from RefSeq and is a predicted model, not a curated record. Gene Ontology annotation, cellular component: cytoplasm.